Ahaetulla prasina is the source of this 11071-nucleotide messenger RNA. RefSeq names its product Dmx like 2 (gene DMXL2). Gene Ontology annotation, biological process: vacuolar acidification. The transcript is spliced from 45 exons. Gene Ontology annotation, molecular function: protein binding. Lineage: Eukaryota; Metazoa; Chordata; Lepidosauria; Squamata; Colubridae. Gene Ontology annotation, cellular component: RAVE complex. The record is from RefSeq and is a predicted model, not a curated record. Bases 371 to 9556 code for a protein of 3061 amino acids.
GCGGGGGCGCGCUACGCCCUCGCCUUCCUCCUGGGCUUCCCUCGCGCGCCGCGCGCGGCCCGUCUCCUCCUCCUCCUCCUCCUCUUCCUCCUCCGCCUCCGCUGCUGGUGCUGGUGCUUCCACGAGAGCGAGCGCGCGCGCCGGGCCGCUGGCCAGCUCGCCCUCCUGCCUGCCUGCCUGCUGCCAGCCUCCCUUGCCUGCCUGCGCCGCAAAGAGGCUUCCCUUCUCCGCGGCUGCUGCUGCUGCUUCCUUCCUGGAGGAGCGGAGCCAGCCGGGGAGCCCUGCCCGGCUGCUGCCUGGUUGCCUGCCUGCUUGCUUGGUUGGCUGCCUGCCUGCCUGCCUGGCGAGCGAGCGAGCGAGGCCGGCCGUGAUGCAUCUGCACCAGGUGCUCACCGGCGCCGUCAACCCGGGCGACAACUGCUACUCGGUGGGCAGCGUCGACGACACCCCGUUCACGGCUUACGGCUCUGGGUGCGAUAUUGUCAUCUUGGCCAACGACUUCGAAUGCGUGCAAAUUAUUCCUGGUGCUAAGCACGGAAACAUCCAGGUCAGCUGUGUGGAAUGUUCCCAGCAAGGCAGGAUUGCUGCCUCUUAUGGAAACACCGUGUGUAUUUUUGAGCCCCUGGGGAUAAAUUCUCAUAAGAGAAAUUGUCAACUCAAGUGUCAAUGGCAGAAAACUGGACAAUUUUUCCUCACUUCCAUGACCUUCAACUUGGCAUGGGACCCUCAAGGGAAUCGCUUGCUCACCGCAACGGAUAAUUUGCAAUUGUGGGCCCCUCCUGCUAAGGAUGUGCUGGAAGAAGAAGAUGAGGAAGAAGAAGAUAAUUCUGACCUCGGGGUCAAAGAUGAGAAAAGCCAUCCUGUUCUAAAUGAUUGGAAAUGCAUCUGGCAGUGCAGGACAGCAGUUUCUGUUUACUUGAUGGAGUGGUCGCCGGAUGGCGAAUAUUUUGCAACAGCUGGGAAGGAUGACUGCCUCUUAAAAGUCUGGUAUCCCAUGACGGGUUGGAAAUCGUCCCUCCGUCCCCAAGAGGGGGAUGAAAGCAAAAAAGCCGCUGCCUCGACCCUCUUUGCAUUUGUCUACCUUUCGCAUCCCCGGGCAGUGACGGGAUUUUCAUGGCGACACACAAGCAAGUUUAUGCCCAGGGGAUCUGUUUGCAACGUGCUCCUGACUUCAUGUCAGGAUGGGGUUUGCCGGCUGUGGGUGGAGACGUUGUUGCCCGAAGAUACGCUUUUGGGAGAGCAGAUCUGCGAAACCAGCACGUCGAGCAUCAGUUCCAGCACCGGCUUCUCGCAUUCAGGAAGGCACAAAGACAACAUUCAGCACGCUUUGGAAACAAUCCAUCACCUGAAAAACUUGAGGAAGGGUCAGCGAAGAUCUUCGGUGCUUAUCACUCACGCAGAAGACCUACCCAACCAGUUGGGAGUCCACGAAGUGCAGCGCCAUAUCUCUCACCAUGCUAAUGCACUCUGCCAUUUCCACAUAGCUGCAAGCAUUAACCCCAACACUGAUAUUCCACCAGCAUUGGUGAAGACCGCUUUUAAUUUCGAUGAAGGCAGCGAAGGCUUUGUGGUUCAUUGGCUAAAUAAUAAGGAAUUCCAUUUUACAUCUUCCACGGAAAUAUUUAUGCAGCACUUACGGGAAUUGGCAGAUCAUCCGUUGAAAGGAGCGGAAGAAGAUGUCUUUGAAAGAGGAAGCAGAGAAAAAGAGAGAGGCUUACUCAUGAAACUUGAUCAUGAGUUGUCUCUCGACAGAGAAUCCGAAACAGGGACCGGCUCCUCAGAUCAUGACGAUGGAGAAAAAGAAGGAAGUCCCAAAAUUCUUUCUCCAGUUGUUUCACCCGUUCCACUUCCUACUAUCUUGCUUGACCGGAAGAUUGAACUUCUACUUAAAGAAUGGAACCAAAAUCCAGAUAUGCUCUUCACCAUUCAUCCCGUGGACGGGACCUUUUUGGUGUGGCACGUGAAACAUCUGGAUGAGUACAACCCAGGCAUCUUUCGACAAGUUCAGGUUUCCUUUUCUUCCCAGAUUCCCGUGGCCUUCCCAUCGGGCGACGCCAGCUCCCUCAGUAAACACAUCAUGAUGUAUGCCUGCCCGACUUUCUUACAGGAAACCAGUGGUGUCCCAGCGUGGAAAAGAACUAGCAUUUCAGACAGCCUGUCUGGAUGUAGACCCAGCAGGUUCCACGAUCAGUCCAGUGGAAACCUAUCCACUCCCACCGUCAUGAUGAUUUCCAAACACAUCGACGGCUCUUUGAAUCAGUGGGCUGUUUCUUUCGCGGACAAAUCCGCCUUUACCACGGUCCACACCGUCACUCACAAAUUUCGGUACUGCGGCCAUCGGUUCCACCUCAAUGACCUGGCGUGCCACUCGGUGCUACCGCUACUGCUGACCUCGUCCCACCACAAUGCUCUUCUGACUCCCGAGGUUGAUGCCCCGUGGGAUUUGGAAGGGUUAACGAAAUCGGCGGAUCCCUCACGUCCCACUCUGAGGACCCCAGCCAAGCAGCAUCUGCAAAAUGCAGCCACCCGUACGUUCUACAACCCGGAUGCGAUCUACAGCGAGCUGAUCCUUUGGCGAGUGGAUCCCAUUGGGCCUUUGUCCUACACAGGAGGAGUAUCGGAACUGGCGCGCAUUAAUUCUCUCCAUACUUCUGCUUUCUCGAACGUGGCCUGGCUCCCAACUCUUAUCCCUAGCUAUUGUCUGGGGACGUACUGCAAUUCGGCCAGUGCCUGCUUCGUGGCGUCCGACGGGAAGAACUUGAGGCUGUAUCAAGCUGUGGUCGAUGCUCGGAAGCUUUUAGAUGAACUUAGCGACCCUGGAGCCUCCAAACUGAUUGGAGAAGUGUUUAACAUUGUAAGCCAGCAGUCAACAGCUCGUCCAGGAUGCAUUAUUGAGCUGGAUGUCAUAACUGACCAGUGUGGGUCCAACACACAAUUACUUCAUGUCUUUCAAGAAGACUUCAUUUUGGGGUACAAGCCGCAGAAGGAAGAGGUGGAGCGGAAGGAAACGGAGAUAUUUUUCCAACCUUCUAAAGGCUAUCGGCCCCCACCUUUCUCUGAAAAGUUCUAUCUAAUUGUAAUUGAGAAGGACACCAGUGGCUGCUCAAUUCUUAACAUGUGGCAUUUGCACCUUAAGUCUGUCCAAGCAUGUUUAGGUUCAUCUGCUGACGUUCAAUCAUUGGGACAGCAGUUAACUGUUCCUGGGCAACCGAUGGCGGAUUCUUCUCCAGAAACUUCAGCUGGCACAAUGCCCAUGCUGCGUUCUUCAUCAGUGGCUAACCUUCAGACGGCUAGUAAACUUAUACUGAGUUCAAGCCUGGUUUACAGUUACCCCUUGGAUCUGCCCCCUGGGGUGGAGGUUGUGCGAGCUACUCCUUCUGCAGGACAUCUGAGCUCCUCCUCCAUCUAUCCUGUCUGCCUGGCGCCUUAUUUGUUGGUGACGUCCUGUUCAGACAAUAAAGUUCGAUUCUGGAAAUGCUCCGUAGAGACUACGGAAAGUGGCCAAGGCGGAUCAAAAGAAAUCUAUUCCUGGAAAAAAUGGCCUUUGAUGAAUGAUGAGCAAGAAGAUGCCACCAGUACCGUCUGCAUUGUGGGGAGACCAGUUGCAGUUAGCUGCUCUUACACUGGCCGCUUGGCCGUAGCCUACAAGCAACCCAUUCAAUCGAGUGGAGUCGGAUCCAAAGAAUUUUCUAUGCAUGUGUGUAUCUUUGAGUGUGAGUCUACUGGAGGAUCGGAAUGGGUUGUGGAACAGACCAUCCAUCUGGAUGACCUCGUUAAAGUCGGGAGUGUCCUGGAUUCCAGGGUUAGCGUAGACAGCAACUUAUUUGUCUACAGUAAAUCCGAAAUCUUUUUCAAUAAGGACCGGUACCUUAUCCCAAACAUCAAGCACCUGGUCCACUUAGACUGGGUUUCCAAGGAAGAUGGUUCGCAUAUACUUACGGUCGGGGUCGGUGCAAACAUAUUCAUGUACGGACGCGUCUCGGGAAUUGUGACGGAACAAACCAGCAGCAAAGAUGGCGUGGCGGUCAUUACUUUACCGCUCGGUGGGAGCAUCAAACAAGGCAUCAAGUCCAGAUGGAUACUUCUGAGAUCCAUUGAUUUGGUGUCUUCAGUUGAUGGCACCCCGUCCUUGCCUGUUUCCCUUUCUUGGGUGCGAGAUGGUAUCCUGGUGGUGGGAAUGGACUGUGAAAUGCAUGUCUAUGCCCAAUGGAAGCAUGUCCUAAAAUCCAGGAAUGCAGAAAGCAGCGGUUUUCCUCUUGAUGACUCCCCCGUUAUGGACCCAUUCAAGGCUAACUUGCUAGCCAAAAAAGCCAGCAUCAUUGACGGAGCGGGCGUGGUGGAUGAUAUCUUUGGAACUCCCACCGUCAUUCAAGAUGGCGGGCUCUUCGAAGCAGCUUUUGUGCUUUCACCAACUCUGCCCCAGUAUCAUCCCACCCAGCUUCUGGAGCUGAUGGACUUGGGGAAAGUCCGCAGAGCAAAAGCUAUUCUCUCCCACCUCGUAAAAUGCAUCGCAGGCGAAGUCGCUAUCGUGAAAGACUCAGAAGCGGCCGAUGUGGGUUCCAAGCGCCAUCUCUCCCGCACGAUCAGCGUAAGUGGCAGCACGGCAAAGGAUGCAGUCACCACCGGCAAGGAAGGCACGCGGGAUUACACAGAGAUCGAUUCCAUCCCACCGCUACCGUUGUACGCCUUGCUGGCAGCGGACCAAGACUCCACCUACAAAACGGAGGAAGCUCCUAAACAAACCAAAAACCUGGAAGAUCGUAGGAAGAGGAAGGCUGAAGAUCAGUACUCCGAUCUUUUCCAGGUCCAGCAGGUCACAACCGAUGACUUCAUCGAUUUUGAGCCAGAGAGAAGAGAACAUAAAUCCAAAGUGAUUAAUCUUUCCCAAUACGGUCCAACGUACUUUGGCCAAGAGCAUGCCAGUGUCCUGUCGAGUCAUUUAAUGCACUCAAGUUUGCCUGGACUGACACGGCUGGAGCAAAUGUUCUUGGUAGCCCUAGCAGAUACUGUGGCCACCACGAGUACUGAGCUGGAUGAAAACCGAGACAAGCACUACUCAGGAAGAGACACUUUAGAUGAGUGUGGCCUGAGGUAUUUACUAGCCAUGCGCUUACACACCUGCCUUUUAACAUCCCUUCCACCUUUAUAUCGCGUCCAGUUACUUCAUCAAGGGGUUUCGACGUGCCACUUCGCUUGGGCGUUUCACUCGGAAGCAGAGGAAGAGCUUAUCAACAUGAUUCCUGCCAUUCAAAGAGGAGACCCUCAAUGGUCUGAGCUAAGAGCCAUGGGGAUAGGCUGGUGGGUCAGGAAUAUCAACACGCUUCGACGGUGCAUGGAAAAGGUUGCAAAAGCUGCCUUCCAGAGGAACAACGAUGCGUUGGACGCUGCUCUUUUUUAUCUUGCAAUGAAGAAGAAGGCCGUGGUCUGGGGAUUAUUUCGUUCCCAGCACGAUGAGAAAAUGACCCAAUUCUUCAGCCAUAAUUUCAAUGAAGACAGAUGGCGCAAAGCUGCCCUGAAAAACGCCUUCGCCCUUCUGGGGAAACAGCGCUUUGAGCAAUCGGCAGCCUUUUUUUUAUUAGCGGGGUCGUUAAAGGAUGCCAUCGAGGUAUGUCUUGAGAAGAUGGAAGACAUCCAGCUGGCUUUAAUAAUUGCUCGCUUGUAUGAGUCUGAGUUUGAAAUCUCCUCCACCUACACAGCCAUCCUUUACGAAAAGAUUUUGGGCUGUAAGAAAGAUGGAACCGGGUUCUGUUGCACAAAUUUGCAUCCAGAUCCUUUCCUGAGAAGUCUGGCCUACUGGGUUAUGAAAGAGUACACAAGAGCUCUUGACACCUUACUGGAACAAACCCCCAAAGAAGAAGAUGAAAAUCCAGUUAUUGUCAAAUCCUGCAACCCCGUGGUGUUCAGUUUCUACAAUUACUUGCGUACCCACCCUUUGCUCAUCCGAAGGAAUUUCUGCUCGCCCGAUGGGACCUUAGCAACGUUGGGAUUGCAGGCGGAUAAAAGUUUUGUGGACAAGAUUAACCUCAUUGAAAGAAAGCUCUUUUUCACCACUGCAAAUGCUCAUUUCAAAGUCGGUUGCCCGGUCCUGGCUCUGGAAGUCCUUUCGAAGCUUCCCAAAAUAAGAAGCAAGUCCACACUUUCGCCCAAGAAAGGAGAAUCCACACCAGUAACGCAGAAUGGUCUGAAGGUAGACCUAAUUGGAUUAGACAAAGGUAGCAAGGUCGAUUGGUCACAGCCGGUGGGUACCACGGAAGCUUCCUCCCUAGUGGACUGGAGCAAACCAUUGAUAACCUUUGAAGAUGAACCUCUGAAGCUUGACUGGGGGAACGACCAAAGCGGUUUACUUGACGAGGAAGAGGAGAAGGGUUUGAUGAUGAACGACUUGGAAAGUAAAGAACAAGAGGUCAAAAGUCCCGAUCCCAGUCAAGGCGAGGAGGGUGAGGUCGACAAAACGGAGGUGGAUGUGAUUGCGGAGCAGCUCAAGUUCCGAGCCUGCUUAAAAAUCCUCAUGACGGAGUUGAGAACGUUGGCCACCGGCUACGAAGUAGAUGGUGGGAAGCUCCGGUUCCAGUUGUACAACUGGCUGGAGAAAGAAAUCGCCGCCUUGCAUGAAAUUUGCAACCACGAGGCAACCCAGGGCAAAGAGGAAGGCCAAACCGAUAGCCACGCCAGCGGGGAUCUCUUGGGUCACCAAGAGAUGGGGGAGAAGAUGCCGUCGGGCUCCUACGAGUGGCAUCAGAUUGAGCGGAGACGGUUGCAAGCCAAACGAGAGCACGCGGAGCGGCGGAAAUGGUGGCUCCAGAAAAACCAGGCGCUUCUUCGGGUUUUCCUAAGCUAUUGCAGCCUUCACGGGGCACAGGGCGGCGGCCUGGCUUCCGUUAGAAUGGAGCUGAAGUUCUUAUUACAGGAAUCUCAGCAGGAAACUACUGUGAAACAGCUACAAUCGCCACUUCCGCUGCCCACGACGUUACCGCUGCUCUCAGCCAGCAUCGCUGCCACAAAAACAGUGAUCGCCAAUCCCGUCCUCUACCUAAACAACCACAUCCACGACAUCCUUUACACGAUUGUCCAGAUGAAAAUGCCCCCGCAUCCCAACGUCGAAGAUGUCAAGGUCCAUACUCUUUAUUCUUUAGCUGCUUCCCUUUCUGCAUCAAUUUAUCAAGCCUUAUGUGACAGCCAUAGCUACAGCAGUCAGACAGAAACAAAUCAGUUCACAGGGAUGGUUUACCAAGGGCUGCUGCUCAGCGACCGUCGGCGUCUGAGGACCGAGAGCAUCGAAGAACACGCCACACCGAAUUCGCUGCCCGCUCAAUGGCCUGGUGUGAGUUCCUUGCUCAAUCUGUUAAGUUCCGCCCAAGAUGAGGAUCAGCCAAAGUUAAACAUCCUGCUUUGUGAGGCUGUGGUGGCCGUGUAUCUCAGUCUUCUCAUCCAUGCUCUUGCAACAAACGCUUCCAAUGAGUUAUUCCGGCUGGCAGCCCAUCCUCUGAACACCCGAAUGUGGGCAGCGAUCUUUGGAGGAGGCGUGAAACUUGUGGUUAAACCCAGGCGGCAAUCAGAAAAUAUUCCAGCCCCUCCAGUCCCUGCAGAAGAGACAGAUAAGCAUCGCAGGAGAUUCAACAUGAGAAUGCUAGUGCCUGGAAGACCCGUCAAGGAGAGUGUGGUCCCUCCCCCGGUCCCUGCAGAAAGACCUUCUUACAAAGAAAAAUUCAUCCCCCCAGAACUCAGCAUGUUAGACUAUUUUGUGGCUAAGCCCUUCCUUCCUUUUUCAGAGAGUGGGGUGAUGUACGAUUCUGAUGAAAGCAUCCAUAGUGAGGAUGAAGAUGAGGAUGCUUUUCUCUCGGAUAUGCAGAUUCAGGAGCACAAGGAUGCCAAUUCGUACAGCUGGGCUCUCAUCCAUUUGGCAAUGGUCAAACUCGCUCUGAACAAUAUUAAGAAUUUUUUCCCCAUUACCGGCUUAGAGCUGUCUGAGCUUCCUGUCACAUCACCUCUGGGUACCGCUGUGAUUAAAAAUCUGGAGAACUGGGAGCAGAUCCUCCAAGAAAGAAUGGAUCGUUUUGAAGGUCCGCCGCCAGAUUACAUCAAUACUUGUUUUCCUGAACUUGGGAUGGGAGCCGGAGCGGCUGCGGCCCGAAUCAAAGCAAUGGUUGAUCCUGAAAACACGCCAUUUAAAUCAAAAGAUUAUUCUGCAUUGCCGGCUAAGAGAUUGUGGCAUUUUCUGGUGAAACAAGAAUUAUUGCAAGAUACUUUCAUUCGAUACACAUUCACCAAGAAGAGAAAACAAAGUGAGUCUGUAGAAGACCGCGAGGAGCAUGUCACAAAACAGAGCAGCCUAGCAGAAGAUGGCAAAGCCAAGGUGGAGGCAGAACUUGGCUACCCAGGAGGAAGAGCUAAAAUUAUCCACAAGGAAUCGGAUAUGAUCCUCGCCUUUGCGGUGAAUAAGGCAAACAUCAAUGAGAUCGUUUUAGCUUCCACCCACGACGUGCAAGAGCUGGACGUGUCCGCCCUCUUGGCCGCACAGCCAUACAUCUGGAUCGGAGAAGAGUUUGACAGGGAAUCAAAAAGUUCAGACGAUGUGGACUUUCGUGGCUCUACCACCACGCUGACACAGCCCAGCGCUGCAUCUUUUGCGGUGGCUCAAAUGCAGCACGUUUCAAAUCUGUCCACUUCGUCAAUGCCGUGGUUGGGCAGCGGGCAAACCAGUACCGGAGCUGGUAUACUCAUCAAACGGAAUUUGAACAACGUCAAAAGAAUGACAUCUCACCCAUUCCACCAAUAUUAUCUUACUGGAGCCCAGGAUGGCAGUGUCCGAAUGUUUGAAUGGACCAGACCUCAACAGCUGGUAUGCUUCCGUCAAGCAGGCAACGCCAGGGUUACGAGAAUGUAUUUCAAUCCUCAGGGCAAUAAGUGUGGGGUGGCCGACGGAGAAGGAUUCUUAAGUAUUUGGCAAGUGAACCAAACUUCGAGUAAUCCUAAACCCUAUCUGAGCUGGCAGUGCCACAGCAGAACCACAAGUGACUUUGCCUUCAUUACCUCUUCAAGUCUAGUGGCUACAUCUGGACAGUCCAGCGACAACCGAAAUGUGUGCUUGUGGGACACCUUGGUGUCAUCAUCCAACAACCUCAUUCAUGCCUUCACAUGUCAUGACCAUGGCGCCACCGUGCUUCAGUAUGCACCGAAACAUCAACUGCUGAUUUCCGGAGGCAGGAAAGGCCAUAUAUCCAUCUUUGACAUCCGGCAAAGGCAGGCCCUUCACACAUUUCAGGCACAUGAUUCCGCAAUCAAGGCCCUUGCCUUGGACUCCUCAGAAGAAUGUUUCUGCACGGGUUCUGCAGAAGGUAACGUAAAGGUGUGGAGACUAACUGGCUACGGUUUGAUCCAUUCCUUCAAACAUGAACACGCUAAGCAAUCCAUCUUCCGCAACCUGAGUACAGGAGUCAUGCAGAUUGAAAUGGCCCCCGGCAACCGCAUUUUCUCCUGCGGGGCAGACGGCACUCUGAAAAUGAGGGUUUUACCCAACGCGUUCAACAUCCCCUCAGACCUCUGUGACAUUAUGUAGCCUUGGCAGCCGCCCCAUCCAAAGAAGGCGGCCCUGCCUGGCCUUCCCUCAAGAGUUAAGAGGAAUGCUUUUCUACACUUUGGCUUCCCAAGAAAUUAGCGCAACAUUUAAUACCAGUAGUGAAGUAGCAGGAAGAGCAAGGUUUACACAACGCACGUUCGUAUCGUUCCAAGCACUGCAGUGACGUUCAAGGGGGUGGCACCGAUCGUGGUUUGUUGGAGAAAGCAUGCCCUAUUUCAGAUUUUUUCCAGGGGGAUGAGUAGUUGGCCUUCUCAGUGUUCUUCUUUGAACUGUCAUGUCCUCUUCCUUCAGUUGAAUUACGUCCAUUUCCCACCUUAUGAAAGGGGAGAUAAGGAUUUCUGAGAGAGUGCAAUUUUUAGGGUAUUUUUUUUUUUAAUUCGUAGUCAUUUCUUGGGAUCUUCUAAGGAAUGACAAUGUGACGAAUGCACUAUUUGUGGGCUAAUGUGCAAUGAGGAAAGAUAGGGUGGCUCAUCAGGGUUGUUGUAGUUGUUUUAAUUUAAUUUAAUGUUGAGGUCCUUCUCCUUCUCCAGUUAGCAUCGACACACAUAAAUAGCCGAGAUACGCUACAUGACGCAGUUGCUAUAGAAUCGGUUUCUUUUUUUUCUAAAAUUGCACGUUAAUGUUGAUCGCUAUAGAUAAGACGGUCAACAUUUUUGAACCAUAAUAUUGCCAUCCGGAAUCCAGUCCUGGCAUUUCCAUGCUCCCAACGUGUCUUUGUGCAAUAUUUAGCCCUUCGUUUGCUGUGAGUACCCUUGAUGAAAGAAGAAUCAAGAUAGAAAAGACGAUGGAGGAGGAGAGGGCUUCUAUGUCUUCUGAAGAUCUUCAUCUCCUAUCACAUUCUACUUCUAGGGCUCCUCCUCUUUCCCCUAUUUAUUUUCAGCCUUGUCAUUUUUAUCAGGAAUGUAUUAUGGACACCAAAAGGUUUCAAGAAACUAUAGCUAGUGUCUCAUCAUCACUUGAGUUUUAUUUGAGCCAGUAAACACACAUACACAUGCACGCACACACAACACUUAAUUAAAUAAUACUAUGGGAGAAUCCAGUAGCAAACCCAUCCACUAUUUGUUUGAGAAAAACUGAUAUCAGCCUUCCACACGGCCAGCUAGGAAAGAGUUGACAAAUUAAAACCAACUUCCGCAGCGUAAUUGUAUAAACUAUGCAGAGGUCAAUCUUGUUUGCUUGUAAUAUACUAGCUCUUGUCAUAUUUAGACGUAUUUUUCUCUGUUCUAAACAAGCCAACACAUUCUUACUAAGAGAAACAGCCGAUGUCUGUGUAUUUCAGUGUUGAUGAAUUGUAUUAUUUUUUUUUCCCCUUUUGUGAGUGUUCGUGUUUGUGCUGUACUGUACGAGCGAAACAGAAGUCGAUGGGAUAAAUUGCACCGUUGUCUAAAAGCAAUUUUAAACUGCAAGCUGUGAAGUGUGUAUAUGAGAAGAAAGCAAAUAUCAUUUGUUAGUUUUAUCUUUGUAAGUUAAAUAAAUUCCUUUUAUUUCGCAAGA